AUGAUAGAGGAGAUAUUUAUAGUUGGAAGGGGAGAUCGAGUUCUAUAUGGAGACCCGAGUAGGUAUGUGAAAGGAAUGAAGUACCCUGUGGAUGAGAUCGAGGGAACCCGGAUGUUGCAAGCUGCAGUAAAUGAUGUUAAGAUAGGUGUUUUGUAUAGUCUUGUAAGUGACUUUUCUAUCCUAGAAUACAUUUCAAGGCUGAAAAGCAAGCUUGAGAAGAGGCUGGGAGAAGUCAAUGAGAAGAAUGUUUUAGAGAAUUACUUUUUGCUACUUAGAGUUGUAAACAAGCAAGAGAGUAUUGUGUUAUUUGACAUGAAGAAGAGGCUUAUUCCACCUAUAGUCAGUAACAAUGUAUAUCUCGAUGUAUGCGAAGAUUUGAACGCUAUUGUUGAUGAUGGGAGAGUUGUGGUGAACAGAACAGAUGGAAGAUGCUAUCUGAAUGGUGUAUUUGGGGAGGAGAGAACAGUGAGAUUUGAUGUCUGUGGAGUGAAACCUUCUGCCAUUGCAUACAAAAACAGUGGUCAGGGUUCUGAAGGUCUUGAGGGAGUAAGGGUGGAUGCAAAGGUCCAUAGGGGCAAGACAGAAGCCGUUAGAUACUCGUGUUCUGACUCAGAAAGGCUUCUUAUAAUGAUUUGCAAGGCUGAUGGAGGAUAUGUCCUGAACUGCCAGAGUCCGACGAAGUUUGAUUGGCUUGAAAUAUGCUUUCCUAUUCCAAAGAUGGCAUCUAAGGUUGUAAAGAGUCAUAGUUUGGGAAAGAGUGUGUAUGAUGAGGAGAAUGAUUUGCUGAGAUGGACAUUUAAGAAGGAGGUUGUGAAAAGGGCAAGAAUAAGCUACCGUGUGGAAAUGUUUGAAGGAUGCUCUGACUUGAGGCCUAUAAUCAUCAACUUCUGCAUCAAGGAAUGGAAGAAUCCAAAGGUAAGAAUAGAGAGAGCUGAAUGUAUUGGAAAUCCUUGUGUGUGCUUUUGGAUUAGGUACAGCAUGGCCAGUGGGAGGUAUGAGAUAAGAAUGUAG
Molecule: messenger RNA, 1011 nt
Organism: Encephalitozoon romaleae SJ-2008
Lineage: Eukaryota; Fungi; Microsporidia; Unikaryonidae
Product: clathrin coat assembly protein
Exons: 1
Coding region: 1-1011 (336 amino acids)
Source: RefSeq, a predicted model, not a curated record